GCUAGUGGUGGAUUUUGAAGAACGCACUUCAUUCUACAAAACAAGACGCUUUCCAGGAUUCUACAAUAUUCUUUCCGAAUAUUAUAGGAUAGACGAAAAGAGAAAAAACGGUAACGCACAGAGAUUCUGGUAGCAGAGUUACGCGUUUUGCAUGUAUAGGAUAUAAUACAAUUUUAUCACAUUUUACAGUAAUCAAUACUCUAUAUUCUACUUUCUUACUAUAAUCUAUUGUCUCAUACGUGAAUAAAAUAAUUUCCUUCCUAUUUUGUGUUUCUAGAAUAAGAAACAUAGUCUCAAGUGGGUGGUCUAAAAAGAUGCGUCCACAUAAUCUACUGCAGACAGGAUUUACUUCUCCAAAUCUGUCAUGACUAUAAGAGAAAAAUGAAGUUCGAAAAUAAAUUUAUGUGAGAGGAGAGUACGGGAUAUAAACAACUCGCUUGUUUGCAUAAACUCCGCUUUUUCAAACGGAUCUCUAAAAAAAUACCCCAUUUGCGUGCGAUCCUUUUUUCUCUAGAAAAAUGGCAUUCAUAUCGGACUUUCUUAAACACAAAAUAACUUUCUGUACAAUUACUUACAUAACUAAUCAUCCAAUAGUCAGUAGUCAAAGAAACAAAUUUCUUGAUUGAUUACAACAGAGAAUGUGUCGUUGAAAAACAUUUUAAUGAGUUGUUAACAGUAAAAUACAAAUCUCUCUCAAUAUAAUUCUGACAAAAUUCUAGGAAAUAAUUUACAACAUUUGAUAGAUUUCCUAGUGUAAGCUAAUAUAAGAUUCAGAUGAUAGAAUCCUAUAAGAAGUAUCACACUAUCCUACAAUAGAAAUUACAUGAGGUUAUGUAGGAUUUCAGAAUUCUAAAACAAUUUCCGGUGUUUCAUAGGAUCCCAUACUAUGUAGGAUUAUUCAUUCAGUUUGCAUACAGUCAGAGGCUUUAAUUAAUGUAAAUAAAAGUUCGUAUAUUAACUUAUCAAAAUCUUCUAAACUAAUUAUAUAAUCUGUCUUGUCGAAAUUUUUAUCGAAAUCUUAUUAAUAUUCAACGCAUUUUCAUCGACUGUCUUAUAUAAGAUUCUUGUAAAAAUUUCUAUAAGGUCUCUAUAGAAUUACCGUAAGUUCGAUCGCCUAGGGUGUUGAUGUGCAUUAUGAUAGACAAGGUUAAAGAUGAUUAAUGACAAAGUUUUGUUAUUCGGAUGUAUGGAGAAGAAAAAACAAAUAAAGUACUUACAAACACUUGACCCGUAAAAAAAAAAAGAGAAAGAAAAUUUAUGGUUAGAAAAAGAAACACAUACAUCGUUUUUUAAGUGAAAAAAAAAAACCUUUAGAAAAUAUAAUGAAUUAUUGUCAAAAGUUAUUUAGCCUCCACUGUAUACAAAAAAUGUUUUGUAAUGCUGAUUUUGUAAAAUUUUCUAGAGAAACGAUUUAUUGGACAUUAUCAUCUACAUAAAACAGAGUACUACCCCCUCUUUAGAGAAUUUGAAACAAAUUCAUAUUCAAUCUAUAACUCUAGAAAACAAUUUUAAAUAAUAAACGUGUAUAACAAAUUUAUCUAUUAGACAACAUGUAGAAUGUUUAGAAGUGAAGAUAAUUCGUGUAUUGAGUAUGAAAUAAACGUUGAAAACAAAAAUUUUUAAAUAAUUAUUAAUUUGUAUGUAUAUAUGUGUAUUAUUGAUUAAUGGUUCUUGAAUGAUCACAUGCUAACAAUUAUUUUAAUAAUAAACAAAUAGAAGAAUAAAUAAUUACGCAGAAUUAGAAAUAAACAUUUUAAGAUAUACAUACUGUAUAAAAUUUAUUAGAGAAUUUAAAUAAGAUACUACUAUUUUCAUAUCACUUUCACAGACAAAAAUUUUAUAUUAAUCCAAUGUUCUUCGACAUGUUUUUAGAUUGCAUUUUGUUCAUGGGGAAAAAAGAUUUAGAUUGUAAACAAAAAAAGAAAAGAAGUUAUCGUAAAUAUCAAACUAAAAUCAAUAUGAAAAAAACAUGAUAAAUUUUCGUCAAUGUUCAGUACUCUCUAUCAUUAAAGCAUAAAAGUGAAUUAGUCAUGCCAAGAAUUAGUCGUACUUUCAAUAAAAAUCUUUUCUUCUUUUCAAUACAAGGUUAUUUUGCUCAACAUUGUCAACAACUUAUAUCUUCAGAUAAUUGGCUAUCUGUCCAUACUUGAUUACCGAAGUUUUCGUCACUAGAUUGAUAAAUAUAUUAACAAGUUUUGACAUUUAUAACGUUAAACAUAAACUUUAGUCAAAACAUGUUUAUUAGUUAUUAAAUCUUAUUAGAUUACACAUAUGAAAAUGGUAGUAGAUCAUUCAUAUUAGAUAGUAAUAGAAUCUAUUCAAGAUUUAACUUUUAUUCACGAUAACCAUUGACAAGUUUAUAAAUGGGUGAUUUAUAAAUCAUUAAAACUCUAAAAUUUUCUCACCUAUUUUUCCAGCGGAAAAACGUUUAUAAACACGUUUAUAAAUCAAGAUAUUUAUAAAUAACGAUUUAUAAAUCGUAAGUUUUUGAAAAAGUCAUUUUAAACUUAUCAAUGACGGUAGCAAAAACAUACAGCAGAUGUCGCACCCUUACUAAACUUACUCUAAUAAAACAUCACAUUUACUAAAAAAAGUAAUAAUAUGAACUGAUAAAAGACCUUUGGAUCUAAUCAAAAAUUGCUGUUUUCUAAUAACGUUUUAUUCAAGUUUAUGUAAUCUCUUACAUUCACAAUUUGUUGUUAUUAUUUGUUUAGAAAAUUCUUACGCAAAUCAGUUCGACUACGAGAUUGUGAUACCGAAACCCUUAAUACAUCCUCGCUCAACAUAUACACCUUUAUCAACAUCUUUCUCCCAAUUACCUGAUUGGAAAUCACAUCCAUCUAAACGAUUGACGUCGAUAUCGGUUGAAAACGGUUUUAUAUCGUCUAACGAUAAACAUUAUCGACGUAAACGUUCUUUCGAUAAUACUACUUUUGUUACUUCCUCGUCGUCAUCAUCAUUCUCAUUUUUAAAUAAAACAUCCCGUUAUCGUAUACAUAAACGUAAACUAAUGCCACCGUUUUCAUCAUCCUUACAAAGAAAGUCUAAUACAAAAGUCCCAACGACAACAAUAACGAGUAAUUAUCGUAUUCACGGUUUUAAUCAAACAUUCGAUUUAUUAUUGAUUAACGAUGAUUCAUUUAUUUCACCCAAUUUUGUCAUACAAUAUUUUGAUACCAAUCGUACAUGGAUAACACGUGAUAUUGCUCGCUGUUAUUAUAGUGGAUUGGUUAAUCAUGAUCCAGAUUCAAAAGUGACAUUAAGUCUUUGUAAAGGAAUGCGUGGCAGUUUUCUCUAUCAUGAUACUGAAUAUUACAUUGAACCAAAACGAAAUAAAAAUGAAACAAGAUGGAAUUUCGAACAUUUAUUGUACACCCAUAAUGACCAUCAACAAUCAGAUGUUGUUCGUUGCCCGGUGCAUGGAAAACCCUAUUUUGAGCGAUCAGAUCGACGAAAACGACGACGAAAAAAAGUGUUUUAUUCAACAAAUAAUAAAUCACUUCCUUACUCCAAUACAUCGAUUAAUUUAACUGUAAAUGACACAUUAUCGAAUGAUAUUGAGGACGAUUUUUCACAAAGAUCGAUUUUAAAAUCUCGGACAAACUCUAUUGCAAUCUCAUCGACAUUCAAUGAAUCUCCCCUUUAUGACUAUCGUAGUCAUAGAAAAAAACGAAAUGAUCCUGAUCCAUUGGCCAAACAUGUCGAAGUUUUUGUUGCUUAUGAUGAUAAUUUUGAAAAAUUUCAUAGUGAUACUGAUAUUACAUCUUACAUUUUAACAUUAUUUAGCUAUGUUUCACAUUUAUAUUCUGACGCAAGUAUUGGUAAUAACAUUAAAAUUUGGCUAGUCAAGUUAAUGAAAGUAAACGAUUUAACUUUUGGCGGAGAUGCGGCAGAUAUUCUCAACAGAUUCUGUAAAUGGCAAAAAGAUCAAAAUAGUCCUAUUAACUUUGAUGUUGCUGUGUUGCUUACAAGGGUAACAUUGUGUCACAAACGGACAAAAAGCGAAACAGAUAACAAAUGUGAUACUCUAGGCUUAACAGAACUGGGGACAAUGUGUAAUACAUCAUCGAGUUGCGCAGUAGUUAGAGAUAAUGGAUUUGCAACAGCGUUCACCAUUGCUCAUGAACUAGCUCACUUAUCAGAACGAUAUCAAUGUCUCAACAAUAUUCCCGAUAAAAAUUCUCAAACAUUCAAAGAUCUUAAUGGUGAACAGACUGCUCGAGAAUUACCGGGUAGUUUCAAUGAUAAGGAUAAACAGUGUAAACGAGCAUUUGGUACAAAUUAUGAGUAUUGUAGUAACUUAAAUCAUGGAGCACCAUGCGCACGUCUAUUUUGUAAAGACAUGUAUGCAAAUGGUACAUCAUGUAUGACAAAUCAUGCGCCAUGGUCAGAUGGAACAGAAUGCCAUGAACAAUGGACAGAACCAAAGCGAUGUUUUCGUGGUGAAUGCCGUAGUAAUCAUGAUCUUAGAAGUCGCAAUGGUAAUUGGGGAGAAUGGUCGCCGUGGUCAGCAUGUACAAGAACAUGUGGAAGUGCUGUACAAAAAUCACACCGUACAUGUGACAAUCCAAAACCGGAAAAUGGUGGACAAUAUUGUUCAGGACAAUCAAAUCGAAUUCAAUCAUGUGAACACAAUUUGCCAUGUAAAGAUCCAAUCGAUAUGUUUCGACAACGACAAUGUUCGAAGUUUAACAAUAGAAGUAUCGAUCCAUCACUACCUAUCGGUGUUCGAUUUGAGCCGAAGUAUAAUGUAUUACCCAGUGAACGUUGCAAAUUAAUUUGUAAAGUAUCAGACGAUCGUCUAGAACGAUCAUUUGUUCUCGGUGAUCGAGUUGAAGAUGGAACACCAUGUGGACGAGAAGAGGAAACUCGUGAUAUAUGCAUUAGUGGUGUAUGCAUGCCCGUUGGAUGUGAUAAUAAAUAUGGUUCAAAUGCAACAGAAGAUGUUUGUGGAGUUUGUAAUGGUCGUAACAGAACAUGUCGGUUACUAUCCGGUACAAAGGUUGUAGCGGGUUUUGGUUUAACAAGUAUUGUUGAUAUACCUGUUAAUGCAACACGAGUUAUUGUAACACAAAUAUCAAAUGCAAAUGAUUUAUAUUAUCUAGCUGUUAAAUAUGUUAAUGGUACUUAUAUAUUGAAUGGUAUGCACAGUUUACAAUUAUACAAUGUUAAAAUUCGUGUCGGAGCUGCUUUAUUACAUUAUACGGGAUCAGAUUCGGACAAUGAAACAAUACAAAUAUAUGGCCGUUUGAGAGUUCCACUAGAAAUUCAGGUAUUAUCCAUUCAUGCAGCUGGUGCUGCCCCAACAUACGUUCAUUGGGAAUAUUACGCACCGAAAGAUGAAACAUUAAUAAAUGGUGAAAAUUUUGAACAAGAAGGUCAAUUUGGCUCGGAACAUCACUGCGACAGACCAUGCCAAGGUUGGAAACCAGUGAGAAAAUGUGUAAUUAAUGGUGGAACAUAUAAUCCGUCCUAUUGUUCAACCUAUCGAAUACCCUUUACAACACAAAAAGAAAGUUGUAAUAAUGAUUGUGUUUUAAGUUGGACAGCUAAACAUCAGCAUCCUUGUUCAACUCGUUGCGGUGAUGGAUAUAAACGUGUUAUCUAUGAAUGUGCUAAAACAAGUUUUACUGAACGAACAAUGGAAGUAUUAGAUGAGACAAUUUGUAAACAAUAUGUUGGUACAAAACCAACAGAUAUUGUUCCUUGUUCCGGCGAUUGUACUGGAACAGGAUGGGUUUAUAGUAAUUGGAAAGAUUGUCAUCAUUCGCCGAAUCAAGGAUGUAUUCGCGAACGUACUUCAGAAUGUCGUAAUUCAUCAUUUCAUCUUGUAUCAACUUAUUAUUGUGUAUCAGAAUUUUUAUUGCAUGCUGAACGAUGUGCUGAAUCAGCUUGUCAGAGUUUUCGAUGGAAUUAUACAACUUGGUCAGAUGAAUCGAAACCAGAUGAGUCAACAUCGUGUUAUCAAGAAUGUCUAAUGCCACAGUGGAUUACGGAUGAAUGGCAAAAAUGUACGGCAACUUGUUCAACAGGAGUUAGAAAUCGUCGUGUUACAUGUUCUCAUCAUGGUAGCAUUGUAUCAGAUCAAUAUUGUGAUCGUCGAACAAAGCCAACUGACCAAGAAUCAUGUUCAACAAAUCUUAGUUGUCCAAACUGGAAUGUGGGCAAAUGGUAUCCGUGUUCUGUGACAUGCGGAAUGGGCGUUCAACAGCGGCAAGUGUUCUGCACGCAAGAUGACAGACAAGUUGAUAGAGCAAAAUGUGAGGUUCCAAUGCCUGAUGAGCAGCAACAGUGUAAAUUGAAUGCAUGUUCAACAACAAAGUGGAAUGUUGGUGUAUGGGGAGAGUGCUCACAAACAUGUGGCUUAGGCAUGCAGCAACGAGCAGUUUAUUGUGAAGAUCCAUCAAUGCCAUGGAAACAACUUUUACCAUCGGAAUGCUCCAUUAAUGAUAAACCGUUACAUAUACAAAAUUGUACAAUUACAGCAUGUCCAGUUUGGGAAAUUGAUAAAUGGACCAAAUGUGUUGGAGUAUGUGGCUCGGCCAAUCGAACCAGAUCUGUAUGGUGUUCCCAUAAUCAACGUGAAUUAAAUGAUUCGUAUUGUUUAAGAUCAGAACCGAAACCAAAAACUACGGAACCGUGUAGUCGUCAAACGUACUGUCCGCAAUGGGUAACAAGUUCAUGGUCUGAGUGUUUUGGAUCAAUGUGUGAACCUGGUGUCCAGUAUCGUCAAGUAGUAUGUAGAAAUGAGCAUGAAAUUAUUUCCAAAACAAAUUGUAAUGAACACGAUCGGCCACUUAGUAAACAGUCAUGCUAUUUAUGGAAUACUUCGUGUUCUACACUGCGCACGGGAGAGUUAACUCGUGAUGCAUAUGGGGAUGUUAAAUCUUGGGAAGAAUGUUCUGUGAUAUGUGGCGUUGGUCAAAAAAUAAGAAAAAUAUAUUGCCUUAACGGACUAACAAAAGCCGUUCAAGAUGAUCGUCAUUGUUCAAGACUACUGAAGAAGUCAGUUGACUUUGAAACAUGUGAAACAACUGGCCCAUGUGAAAGUUAUCAUUGGAAAACAACUGAAUGGACAAGAUGUCCUGUUACUUGCGGUCAAUCGAUUCAACAACGUUCAUUGAUGUGUACAAACGAUCGUGGUAUGGCGGUUUCACAUGAAAAAUGUAAUGGUCUUGAUAGGCCACCAAAUGUGACUGAAUGUAGAAGAGCUCCAUGCAUUGAAAGUCAAACUUCGCUGACAUGGAUCAUGAGUACAUGGGAACCGUGUGACGAUCAAAAAUGCUUGCAAACACGUUCAGUUCAUUGUAUGGAUGUGUUAACCGGAAGACAUUUGCCAGCAUGGAGUUGUACUCAAAAACGUCCAGAACCACCUGCAAACAGAACAUGUCCGACAUCUGCCUGUUUACAGUGGAAAGUGACACGUUGGAAUGGCUGUUCUGUUAAAUGUGGACGAGGAAUCGAAUUAGGCUUUGGCUUGACGUGUUACACAAAAAUAUCACCACAUAAAAAAUUAGAUGCAAGUGAAUGUGAAGCUGUCCCGUUGCCAAAACCUAUUUCAAGACGUACUUGUACUCGAAAUUGCUUCGCGUGGGAAACAAGUAGUUGGUCGGAGUGUGAUGCAAAAUGUGGUGAUGGAAAACGAACACGAAAAUUAUCCUGUAUAAAAUUACCCAGGAGACGAUCUGCUCAUAAUCGAUUUUGCAAAAACCGACGAAGAAAUUUAACAAAACCAACAACUGAAGAAUCAUGCAAUGUACAAUCGUGUUAUCAAUGGAUGCAAACCGAUCGUUGGACGCACUGUACCGUUUCUUGCAAUGGUGGUAUCGAACAUAAUUAUCCAGAUUGUGUUCACAUUUAUCAAAACAAUGUAUCUGUCGAUGAAAAAUUUUGUAAUCUAACUACUAAACCCAAUUAUCAACGUAUUUGUAAUGCAUUUUCAUGUCCUACUACCACGUUACCAACGCCACCAUACCAUCGGCCGUAUACAAGAUUCAAUGUCUCAUCAUCAUCAAUAGGAAGAUUUCCACGACGAAGGAGAAUUGGACGAUUUAGAAUGAACAAUACGUGGGAAACUGAAUUAUGGUCACCGUGUAAUGUUCGUUGUGGAGUGGGUGAACAACAUCGAAUUGUACGCUGUCUAAAUUUUAAUCGUACACGAACUCUAGAUGAUCGGUUUUGUCGACACAUUCCCCAGCCAUCUCGUACACAACAAUGUUUCCAACAAUAUUGUAUUCCAACAUGGGUUACUGGUAAUUGGUCUACGUGUACCGCAACAUGCGGCUAUGGGAUGCAGUAUCGAUCCGUUUUAUGCCAUGCAGUUGACAAUGAUGGUCAUGUAUUAAAGUCAAACAUUUCAAUGAAUUGUAAUCGCUACAAUCAACCAUUGGAUCGUAUACCAUGUAAUUUGGGCGACUGUCAAAGUCCAUAUUUAUGGCAUAUCGAGCCAUGGUCUACGUGUUCAUCUGAUUGUGGUAUUGGUGAACAAAAACGUAUCGUUCUAUGUCGACAUCAAAUUUCGCGAACACCUGUCAGUGAUUAUUAUUGUGAUAUACAAAAUAAACCAUUGACUAAUUUAAAAUGUUUUGGACUUUGCUAUGCUAAAUCAACUACAAAACUUUUGACAUAUCCGUCAGUUAUUUAUAUGUUAGUAUACUUAUCAAUGUUUCUGAUAUCAAUUUGUUUACAUUUUAUGUUAUCAAAUGUUCAUUGCUUGACUCGUGUUUAUCUAAUUGAUUUUAUCAUCACUGUUCUAUUAUAUACAGUUGGUUAUUCAAUAUCAUCAUAUAAUAUUUAUGAUUUACAUUGGCCAUUAUUACCGUUUAUUCUCUGUUUAUAUUUUCAAUUAACAUCGACUAUUGUAUUAUCACUUACAAAACGUUUACCAUUAAUAUUUUUUAUUUCAUGUUGGUCAGCUCAUCUUGCCUAUCAAACAAUAUCAUCAACAAAAAAUAUCAGACAUGAAGAUUGGAGAUAUGCAUUAAUGCGAAAACAAAUGGAAUCCAAUUUUAAUUUAUUUUCUUUUUUUGCUCUCCAUUUAUUACCAAUGUUUGAAGUUUUAAUUGGUUCAUCAUCACUUUACUACUUUUAUCAUCAGAGUCAAAUAACAACAUUCACUUUGUAUGAUUUUUAUUCAUUUUUUAUACUGGGAUUUGGUGUUAUUAUUGAAAAUUUGGCCGAUAAACAAUUAAAUGAAUUUAGACGGAACCCACACAAUCGUUUUGCCGUACUUAAAGCUGGUCUGUGGGGUUAUUGUCGACAUCCAAACUAUCUUGGUGAAAUUUGCUACUGGUGGGGAUUAUUUUUACUUGGUCAAUUCAAUUCUACACAAGCUUAUUGGUGUUUGAUUAGUCCAGUUGUUAUUACAUUAAUGAUGGUAUUUGGUUCGAUACCAAUGUUAGAAAAUAGAAUGUUUACACGUUACCCCGAAUUUAAAUUUGUUCAAACAUGUAUACCCAUGUUAUUACCAAAUUUCAGAUCAACACAUUGCUAA
Didymodactylos carnosus is the source of this 9493-nucleotide messenger RNA. Lineage: Eukaryota; Metazoa; Rotifera; Eurotatoria; Philodinida; Philodinidae. The record is from the annotation of a GenBank genome assembly.